Molecule: messenger RNA, 576 nt
Organism: Colletotrichum acutatum
Lineage: Eukaryota; Fungi; Ascomycota; Sordariomycetes; Glomerellales; Glomerellaceae
Exons: 2
Coding region: 1-576 (191 amino acids)
Source: RefSeq, a predicted model, not a curated record
AUGCCGGAUGAGCAAGAAGCCGACGCCGGCUCUACCAUGCCUUUUUCUCGUGUCCAAAGAUUCGACGGUGGCUUGAUUGCCAACGCAACUUCACAUUUGGGCUUAGCACGACUCCAUGGCCGAUGUAACCCUGUUCACGACCUUCUCUUUUCUCUCUUGUGCCCUGCAGGCAAACUGCAGGAGCUGCAGGAACGGGGGCUCCGUGCGAUGCAUGCCAAUAUGUGCCAACGCCGAUUUGUUCGGCCUACCUGUAAUAUUGCGGAAGAAGCAAACAGUGUGCAGAUUCAAUAUUUUCCGGUACCUUACUUCCGCUCGAUAGUUGUUGGUGUAGUCAUUCAACUCUGCUCCUUCACCCGCACAGACAACAAGAUUUCGACAUUUCCAGAUGACAGACUGAAUCGGAAAGAGGAAAUUCGGUCUCACGGACUGUGGCAGAAUACCGAGCGUGAAGAGCAACACUAUGGCGGCAAUCAGUUGACUGGUUUCCAUUCAUCCAACUUGACGGACGACAGAUGUCUAGUUUCAAAAAGAACCAAUAAAUCUGCCCAAGGAACAUCCAAAACAAUGGCGCCGUAA